Molecule: messenger RNA, 465 nt
Organism: Henningerozyma blattae CBS 6284
Lineage: Eukaryota; Fungi; Ascomycota; Saccharomycetes; Saccharomycetales; Saccharomycetaceae
Gene: PAM18
Product: Pam18p
Exons: 1
Coding region: 1-465 (154 amino acids)
Biological process (GO): protein import into mitochondrial matrix
Cellular component (GO): PAM complex, Tim23 associated import motor
Molecular function (GO): ATPase activator activity
Source: RefSeq, a predicted model, not a curated record
AUGGCAGCUAUUGAUCAAACUCAACAACAAUCACAAUCUGAAUUGGUUACAGAUCUAAGCCAACUGCAACUACCUAUUACAGAUGAAAAACAGCCCCAAUUGCCACAGACUAGCUACAUGCAGAAAACAUUUGAUUAUCUGGAUAACCAUCCAGUAGUAGCAGGAAUGGCUGGUUUUUUAGCACUAUAUGCUGCUGCAGGCGCAUAUCGUAGCAUCUCCAUUAAACUUCGUGGUGGUCAGGCUGCUACUACUUUUCUAAAGGGUGGAUUUGAACCAAAAAUGAAUUCCAAGGAAGCUUUGCAAAUCUUAAAUUUACGUGAACAAAAUUUGGAUAAGAAAAAAUUAAAAGAGGUUCAUCGUCGGAUUAUGUUGGCUAAUCAUCCGGAUAAAGGUGGCUCUCCAUAUUUAGCUACUAAGAUUAAUGAAGCUAAAGAUUUGUUAGAGCGCCGUGGUGGUUUACGAUAA